CAUUUGCUGCUGCUUUUUUUCUCUCCUCCUCCCAUCCCACCCGUGUGCGCCGCGUCCAUACCAAGAUCCACUGACUUAUCCGCCACAUGUCCCCGCAGAUUCAACUUCAUAAUUGUCUUACGCCACAUUAAAGGACGGGGACGUGUUGACCUGACAGCUGAUCGGCGCUUUUACAGGUUUGCUCCACUCCUUCACCUGUAAGAGCUCUCCUCUGAAAAGCCUUCUCUCCCUCACCAACGCUUGUGCCAUGCAGGAGGUGUGAACCCUCCUCCUUCUCUUUCUUUGCAAACCGCUGGAGGAAACCCAAAAAGAGAGCAAAAGAAAACCCAGACUCUAACAAGUCACGAUGUCAGACCCUGACCCCUCUUUGCCGACAGUCCCCCCACUGCCCCUCACUUCUCCGCGCACUCCCUUGCAGCUCUCCUUUCCCUUCCUGAGGGAGGGCAGCCGGGUUUGGGAGAAGGAGAGGAAACCACCACAGCCCGGAGAGCUGCCUAGCCCACUGCCUACUAAACGCACUCGCACAUACUCAGCGACAGUGCGAGCUAAAUCAGGUCCUGUAUUUAAAGGGGUGUGUAAAAACUUCUCCAGGUCUCAGGGUCAUGGAUUCAUACGGCCUUCCCACGGAGGAGAGGACAUCUUUGUCCACAUCUCUGACAUUGAGGGAGAGUACGUGCCUAUGGAAGGAGACGAGGUUACGUACAAAGUGUGCCCCAUCCCUCCCAAGAACCAGAAGAUUCAGGCUGUCGACGUGGUGAUCACCCACCUGAAUCCAGGCACAAAGCAUGAGACCUGGUCAGGUCAGAUCAUCAGCUCCUAGACCAGGGAUUUAAGUCUCAGAUCUGCAAAGGCGAAGAGGGGUUUAGACUUAAUUUCAGAUUUUAUGUUUUGGUAAGGGAAACGGUAGGAUCAGGUCUGGGGCAGAGGGAUCCGAGCUCGGUGUGCGGUGGGCAAACGCUGGCCUGAGGUGAUAGUGGUACAGAAAGUAAACUUCUAGAUAUAAAAGUUAGGGUUGGGAGUUAAGCUUUGAAUGUAUGUGUUUGAAUGUUUUUAUUUGGAGGCCAUGAUUUGAUCAUUUGUGUUUGAAUAUUUCUGUUGGGGGGGGUUAAAGGGGUUCAGGGUUUGGUGCUAGCAAUUUUACUUUGGGCUAGGGAACAUAUUUAAGUUGGGAAAUAAGUGGUUGUAAAGGAAGUGUCUUUAAUGAGUUGGAUAAAGAUGUACUAGGGGCCGAAAUGCAUUUUGAGCUAAUGAAACAGUUCAACCAUACAGACUCGCACUCUGAGUUUUUGGGAGCAGCUCAGAGGACGUAUGUGUGUACUUCCAAUUUUACAUAUUCACACUGUGUGCCACCACUGCCAAGGUUCAUUAAAAAAGUCACACUGAAACAUUCAUUUUAGCCAUAAUGUCUAUGUUUACAACCGCAGAGGAGGAAGAAGAAGAAAGAUUCAAAGGAAAAAACACUUAAAAAAUGCCAAGAUUUUCCAGGUUGUUUACUUUUCCCAAAUGGGAACUAUGAGUAUACUUUCACUAGUAACUUUUCCAUAUUUGCAAUUCGCUCUUAAUGCAUUUCGGCCUCAAGUGCUGUGAGAAGUUUCACGUGUUAGGAAGAUGUUUCCUUCUAAACAUUGUAGCGCUACAGUAUUUUUUCUAUUUGCAAGUGUAGAAAUCCAGUAUUAUUGUAGCCAGCUCCUAUGACGGUCUAAAGUUUUUGUGGUAGACAGUGGGCAUGUGGGCCUGCUGCUGAAAAAACAGGCCAGAGGGUUUGGGGUUGGUGGAGGAAAUGGUCAGAGGGUGAAGGAACGGGCAGAGGAUGGAGUGAUCAUCUGUAGUUGUGCUCGAGCACAGAUGCAGCUAGCUUCGAUGUGGGUGUUAUAAAGCACGUGUAAGGAGGAUGACUGAGAUUAAUGUCAGCAGUUCUCACUUUGUGGGUCAUCAGGUGACGUCAAUGAUCUUAAAGAAAUAGUUUAACACUUUGGGAAACAGUUAUUUGCCUUACAGAUUAUAGGACUGAUUUCUCCUUCAGGUCAGGGUUUCCUACUCUCACGUUUCUGGCGUGUGACAAAUGCUUUAACCUUCAGUCUCAUGCUGCUGGAAUGAAUCUUAUUUGAAAUAUAGAAAACACAAAAAAGCAAGCUUCUGAGUUUCUCUUUUAUAGAAAAAAAAAGUUUAAACUAAGCUUUCCGCACACAAUACAAACUCUAAACAUCAGGCUUUUUCCACUGUUUAGAACCAACACUGAUCCAGAAACAGUGGAGAGUGCAAAAGAUUGUUAAUGUGCUUAUGUUUACAAAGGCUUGCCAGCAAAUGUAGCCUAAUCUGUGCACAGGAAUCUUUUUAGGACUCUUUGUCAAACUAUAUCAAAUACUUGCAUCCUUAUCGGGCACAGGAUCACCUGCAGCUGUGUUCCACAAAGUGAGAGAGUGGUUUCAGCUUCAUUACAGCUAAUAAUAGCUUCAGACACUGCGGUACUGAAAAUGGACCAUUAGAGCCUAACAGUGAAUCACCAGUUAAACCAUUUGUUACAUAGCUAUUCUCAGACUGAGUCCUAUGCUUCAUUAAAAGUCUGGAUUUCUGCUCAAAUUCAGUGACCAUUGUUAGCAGUAAUAAGUGAAGUGAUGUUUACUUUACCAUGACCUCUAAUCAUUAAACUAAAAGAACGUGAUAGCAGUUAGCCUAACAGCAAUGAAAAUAUAUUUUCCACAUUAUAUUUUCUACUUUAGCUCAUAAUUUAUGUGUGAUAAAUAUGAAAAUAUAGCAAGCAGCCACAGCAUAGCCUAGCAUAGCAUUAAGACCAGAAAAAGGGACAAGAGGUAGCCUGGCAUUUUUUUCAAUUAUCCUAAAACUUUAGGCUAAGCUAACCAGCUGCUACCUGAUUAUAUAAACUUAGCACAAAACGUAAAAACAUUUCUGUUUGAUUAUUGUUUCUUUAUUGUAACAAUGCUUCUUGACAAUAAAUCUCAUACCAGCGGAAAGUCUGCUUAUUUCCCCUUAUAUGGUACCACAUUUAUAAGGACAAUGCUUUUGUGGGUUGAGCAGCAGAGUGAGUAUGUGGCUUGCGCCCAUGUAACAUUUGCCAAAUCUUCUCUGCCAAUACCAAACAGUUUAUUCUGCUAUUGACUUUUGCUUGGUGUUGUAUGUUGGAUUGGAUGAUUGAAGUCUGAAGAAAAAAGACAUAUUAACAAUUUAGUAGCAUGUGGAUGAACCGAACACAGGAAACUCAACUCUGCUGCUCAACCCAUAAAUGUACAAAUGUAGUGUCAUUAAAAGGGAAAUAAACAGGACUUCUAAGUGUUUAAGAUUUUUUGCAUUGUUACAAAAAAGGAAUAAUCAACCAAACACAAAUUUCCUUACAUUUUGUGCUGAGUUUAUGUAUGUGUAUGUAUGUACGGAGCCGUGCUGAUCUUUUUAUGGAGCUCUCAGCAUGUGAGUAGAAAAGCAAAUUUCAGUAAAUGUUGAACUAUUUCUUGAAAUCAUUCUCUCAAGGCCUCCUGGAGGGUCAAGCUGAGGAGAAUGUGUUGAUUUUUUUGUUAAAUUUAGAUGGCAGGUUGAGCAUUUGAGAAUUUACUGUAGAAAAUCUCAUAUGUCACGGCAAAUGACUGUAGAAAAAAACAAAACAAAACAAAACAAAAGAGCAGCAAAUUUAUUUAUUGACCUAUUUAUUUUCAUUUGUAACUAGGAGAACAUCAGGCGUUUGGUAAUUAAAAGCUGCAUUUUCAAGUACUUGUGCAAAACUAAGCUUGUUUGAAAAACACUGCACACCUCACUCUUAUGAUACUACCCUGUCAAGAUCCCUUUGCUACGGUCUAUGUCGUUAACGAGAGGGGAAAAAACCCUUUUCUUAACACAAGUUUCUAAUUUCUAUGUAAUCUUUGUCUAAUUUUUAAUAUAACUGUGUGGCGUUCGAAAUGACAAGCAAGUUUUGUUUGUUUUGGAAGUCAGCAUGUUCUCUACGGUUUGUCGUAAUCUUCAUGUAGAAUGUGUUAAUUCAUCAUGCAGUAACACAGUCGGAGCCUUCACAGAGGUAUCGUCAGAUAUCCUAUGCAUCUUUGAUUCUUCUUCGUUUAAUUAUUAUUUAUUUAUUGGGGGGUUUUUUGGGCCGUAAGUGUGACUUAACAUCAUUGUAGCACACUAUAUCUGUGUAGUUUCUUUACUGUGGGAGAAAAGAGUUUGUGUUGGCGAGCACUUUUAUUUUUGUCAAAUCACUGUGACACCUGUCUUUUGUUGUUAAGAAAAAAUUUCAAUAAAACUUACAAUGGUAUUCACAAAA
This is a messenger RNA of Haplochromis burtoni (Burton's mouthbrooder), 4267 nucleotides long. RefSeq names its product cold shock domain containing C2, RNA binding a (gene csdc2a). The coding region runs from base 347 to 820 and encodes 157 amino acids. Lineage: Eukaryota; Metazoa; Chordata; Actinopteri; Cichliformes; Cichlidae. Gene Ontology annotation, molecular function: mRNA 3'-UTR binding. Gene Ontology annotation, cellular component: cytoplasm. The record is from RefSeq and is a predicted model, not a curated record. The transcript is spliced from 4 exons. Gene Ontology annotation, biological process: regulation of mRNA stability.